Messenger RNA from Colletotrichum costaricense, 1434 nucleotides. RefSeq lists its product as uncharacterized. NCBI's taxonomy places the organism in Eukaryota, Fungi, Ascomycota, Sordariomycetes, Glomerellales, Glomerellaceae. The transcript is spliced from 3 exons. The coding region runs from base 1 to 1434 and encodes 477 amino acids. The record is from RefSeq and is a predicted model, not a curated record.
AUGCUGGCUACCAUAAGCAGUGAAAGCAAAAGAGCGGCUUCCCUGACAGCCACCAGCUUAGUGCAAAGCAUUUUGAAACAACGGGAUAAGGUCGUCGUAAAGACUGGAGGGAAUAGCAGUGGAAAACAGCAUGGCCUGGUGGAAGAGAUUGCCCAAUCGGCGGCGGCAGGUAUCGGUACCAUCUCUGAAGCCUUACAUCACAGAAAAGAGAAGAAGUCCAGAGCACUGAAUUCAGACAAGCCCUCAAGUCAGCCAGGCAGUAUCAGCAGUACGGAGUCUACACCGAUACAGCUCGACGAAGGAACGGGAAAAGCGAACACCACUGACCUUGGAGCAGCAACUCACAUGUCGACUUCGCCAUCUUCUCAAGACACAAACAAUCUUGCAUCAGCUUUCCUCAAGCGACACCCGCUGAAGAUUACUGGAAUGCUUGAGGCCGGGCAGAGACUCUCUCUGCCGGUGCUUGUGCCCCAGAGACGGCCCGAAAAGCGAGCGCGGGGGUUCAUACGAGCCUACGCACCCAUGCUAGUCGACGUUGAUAUCAAUGAAGAUACUUUCCUCGACUUCAUCGAUACCCUCAAUAAGUCAUUGGAACCCAAUCCUUGGAUCAAUGCCGUCAAUUUGGCGGGCUUUGCAGGAGAAGCGCUGCCAGAUCCUGCAUCGCUGCUCUUUGGAUUCGCCGUCGAGGCUGCCACCGAGGCUGUCAUGGAGGGUCAAAGCCUGUUCUGCUCCAACAAGUUCUUGAACUGCGUCAAUGCAGACUUCUUCAUUCCACGAGGGUUGGUAUGCCUCGUUGUUACAUGGCAGCCCGACAAUGACUGCGGCCAAUUCGCAACCAAUUUUGUGGAGGAGGUGGAUGCACUACAAACCAAGCCUGAUUUAAAGCAGGAAAUCUUAGAUAUUGCUGCAGGGAAGAAGAAGCCUUCAGAGGGCUGGCAAGAGUUGAAGACACAGAUGGGUGACUUGAUGAAGCCCAGUCGUGGCGACUUCAGCUGGCCUGAGCCGGCGCCUCUUAUCUUCCCGGACCUCAAGAGCACUCCCAAAAUGGCUGACGUUGAAGCUAAAAAGAAGAACGCUUGGGACAGAAUGGAAGAUUGGAUCAACGACUACUCAGACAAACGCGCUCAAGCUAGCUGGGUCGACGAGAACAAGAAUCGCCCAAUGAUCGGAUUGAUGCCACGGCCAGAGUUCAAGUCACGAUACGCUAAUCCUACUCAUCAAGCAUCUAGUGGUGACCUUUUCUCUUUGGUUACAGGAGGUCGCUGGAAACUUGCUACAGACAGAGAAGGCGAACCUAGCAAGUGGCCAGAGAAGACCAUUAACGAGGACUGGGAUGUCUUCAAAAGUCUUUUCCAAAAGAACGUACUCUACCUGGCCAUCCUGAACUUACCCCCGCCCCCCACCUCCCUGCGCGUGCGGGGAGAAGUGGCCUAG